Adineta steineri is the source of this 1207-nucleotide messenger RNA. Lineage: Eukaryota; Metazoa; Rotifera; Eurotatoria; Adinetida; Adinetidae. The record is from the annotation of a GenBank genome assembly.
UUUGUUAUUGAAGAAGAAGUUGAUAUCAAUAGAUAUUACUUUUGACUUUUCUUCAGAUGUCGUUUGAACAAAAUUUAUCAAUUUUCAAAAAUUACUACAAAAGUAAAUAUGAUGCAAACCUUAUCAAUAAGAUAGUCAUGUUUAAUCAUGCUGUUAAGAGGGUGUGGGUGUACUAUUAAUCAUUCACCCACACUCACACCCAUUACAUCCAUGACACCCACGACACCCACGACACCCACGACAACCACUACACCCUCAAGAUCUACGGAUAUGAUCAUCGAAUUUGAACUGCAAACAUCAUCAGGAAAUUACUAAUCUGACUAUUAUAAAAUGAAUGUCAUAGUAAAUGUAGAAAUCAGGGAAACAACAUCAGAUGUAAUGGUGUAUUUAGAGGUAAAGUUAAUUGUCAGUAAUAACAUCAGCAUGAUGUAUCUAUUUCAGAAAGAUGGUAUUUUUAGCGAACAUAUUAUAAUUGAAAAACAAUUGUAUUUCAACGUCAGUAAUGAAUUGUAAGUAAAUUUUACAAAUAUCUAUUAUUUUAAUAGACCAUCCGUGAAAAAUGAUUAUCUAUUAUUUAUUUAGGAGAAAUAAUAAAAUAGGACAACUGUACAAUAAAUAUGAAAAAAAAAACGUAUAGAUGAAUACAACAAAAAUGAUUAUAAGUAUUCACUUACAAAUGUUGGCAUAGAUAUGCGUAAGUUCAACUUUUUAUUAAAUUAAGAAUUCUACCCCAGGUCGAUGAUUACGAACUUCGUAAACGAUUGGAUACGACCGUAACCGGAAAAAAUACGACCAUAUACGACCGUAUUUCACCGUAUUUCACCGUUUUUUGCCGUAUUACCUGAGGCCGUAUUACGAUCGUAUGUCUCCGUACCGUAUACGGACAAGUAUGAUUGUUUACGGAGAAAAACGGUCGUAAAAGAUCAUAUUUUUCCGUUUACAGCACGGAGACAUACGAUCGUAAUACGGCCUCAGGUAAUACGGCAAAAUACGGUCGCGCGUGGUCGUAUUUCUCCGUAUACGACCGUUUACGAUCGCGCUUGUUUGACCUGGGACUAUUCAACUAAAUUUUAUUUUAGCAAUAACGAUUGCAACAACAAUUACAACACCAAAAGAAAGUAUAAAUAGUGAUGCACCUUUACAUACACCUAAUCUUGAUAAAGUACUGGAUCCGGAAAAAUCUACUCGAGAUGGUUUAUCAUCUUAA